AUCACGGUAUCCAGUGUCCACUGGCCACCGUUUAUUUUUGCAACAGUAUUAUUUUUUUGCCUGGAUCCUUUGUUGCAUCUUUUGUUCGGAUACUUUUUUGUCGCAAUGCGUAUAUUCAUACAGACCAUAGUUGGGACGACGUUUGAAAUGGACGUUGAGCCCACAGACACAGUUGAAAAGAUCAUGGAAAAUAUUGAAGAGGAAGAAGGUAUUCGAGGUGAUAAGCAAAGAAUUCUAUUUGAUGGAAGACUACUAACGGAAGGGCUGACAUUACAAGAUGAAGAUAUUGAGGAAGGAUCUAUAUUGGAGCUUCGUAUUCGCCAAGGAGGUGGUCCUUGUAAGGUAUGCAUUCUAAGCGGAGCAAAAAAUUUUGCAAAAGAUCUUGCAAAAGAUCUUGCAAAAGUUGACGCAUACAAUUGUGAAACAAGUCAAAUAAAAUAUAUGGCAGAUAGGGCCCUUAAACUUGCAAAAGAUCUGCAAUUAAUAUAUCAGGAUCAAGAAAAGGAGGACAGAGUGAGAAUCAAGCAUCAAAGGAAGCAACAAUUAAAGCAUCAAUCAAAAUGA
Messenger RNA from Trichogramma pretiosum, 564 nucleotides. Its product is annotated as ubiquitin-like. The record is from RefSeq and is a predicted model, not a curated record. Gene Ontology annotation, cellular component: nucleus; cytoplasm. Gene Ontology annotation, biological process: protein ubiquitination; modification-dependent protein catabolic process. Gene Ontology annotation, molecular function: ubiquitin protein ligase binding; protein tag activity. Bases 106 to 564 code for a protein of 152 amino acids. Lineage: Eukaryota; Metazoa; Arthropoda; Insecta; Hymenoptera; Trichogrammatidae. The transcript has 4 exons.